AUGCCCGACCACACCAUGCCUGCGGACUUUGUCAUGCGCUUGUGUAUUGACCCACGGGAUCCAGAGGGAGCUGCUAACAGACGCGUGGCCAUCAGUGAUGCCUGGGACAAGCAGUGGCCCAACGAUGCUUUGAUUGAUCGGGCAACUGACCUCACGAAGCGCUGCAGCGCGCAAAAAUAUCCUCCGCACUUCAACAUGGCCUUGGCUGAUAUGCCCUUUGACAUCCUCAUCGCAUUGAUUUGGAGCGCUACCAUGUUUUGGAUGGUCGGCUUCCGUGAUGACUUUGAGCACUUCUUCUAUUUCUUCUUGGGUGUUUAUGCGCUCACCUGCGUGGCCACCGGUAUUGGUUACUUGGGCGGCUAUGCUGCACCUGUGGCCGCCAUUGGCAUGUUGGUGGUGCUCUUGAACAUCAUGCCCCAAAUGCUCUUUGGAGGCCUUUUCAUGAACCUCGACGCAGUGCCGCCGGGCUUCGUGUGGUUGAAAACCAUCUCGGUCUUCCGCUUGGGCUUUGAGGCUUUGAUGAUCAACCAAUGGCAAGACUAUGGCGAAUUGCCUUGCGCAAACGGCACCAUUGCGAUCCCUUGCGUUGCCGCGAACGGUGAGCAGGUUCUACGGACCAAUGGCGUUGACCCAGCUGGUAGCUACGCCGAAACCCUCAUUUGGCUGUUGAUUCCUUGGUGCAUUUAUCAUCUCUUGGCUUUCGUGCUCCUGUGGCGAAGGGCCCGGCCUCGGCAAUUCGAAGGCGCUGCGCCGGAAGACGACACCAAAGGCGAGCUCCGGCGUCAAAGCGAGGCGGAGGCGCCCAAGCUGAACAUUCGACGACCAAAGAUCGCUUUGCAAUGGGAGAACUUAUCCAUGGAAGCUGACAACAAGAGCCUUGGAAGAACUGGUGAGCAAUGGAGAGAGCAGCAGCGGUUGAGCUCUUUCAAGUUUUUGCAGGCAAUCUCACACCAGUUGGAGGUGGUCACUUCAAAGCGUGUGAAUCUGGAAACGUUCAAGUGUCAUAGUGACCUGGCUCCAAUCAUGCAGCCUUUGACACCUUCUCAUGGCCGUCCUGAGGUCUUGAAUGAUCAGAUAUAUCUAGAUGGGCUCUACUAUAAUGUCAUUGAGUGGAGCAAUUGUCAGGGUUGCCUUAUUUUGACGAUGGAUCAAUCACCAUCUGAUAUGGUGGCGAGCGCCGGCGUUUGGCCUUUGCCACGGAACUUUUGA
Molecule: messenger RNA, 1209 nt
Organism: Durusdinium trenchii
Lineage: Eukaryota; Dinophyceae; Suessiales; Symbiodiniaceae
Source: the annotation of a GenBank genome assembly